AGAGAACUUACCGUCUCCCUUAAUAUGUAUUUUACGUUUUGUACUUUUUAAGAUAAAGAAAACACGACGCGUGAGUUAUUAGGCUUUUAUUUUGAAAAUAUAUCGGAACUAGUUUACACUGGCGAGCUUCACACUCCAGCUCUGCUCCUGUAUCUGAACAGAACAGUGUGUGUGUGUGUCGGCUGUUUAAAGAUGCUAAUAAAACCGUGUGUGAGGCUGUAGAGUGUCAGGAGAGAGGAUCUGCAGGUGUGAGGUGCCGAGUCCCAACAUGAGCAGCCCGACUCUGGUGCAGAUGUGCAUCAGCAAGGUGGCGCAGCACAUGGACCUGCUGGAGGCUCAGGCUGGGGAUUUGCCAGCCUCACUUCUUAAAGACUUGAUACCUCAUCUGAACAUGUACUACCUGCACAGGAUUGAGAAAGCGGCUCAUCUGAAAGGAGUUUCAUGUUCAUCAGCUUGGGCAGCAAAAUGGAAAGAUCUGAAUCGCACAUGGCGCUGGAGGUUAAAGUUUUUGCAGCCAGAGAAAGAAGACUGGAAGCAGAUGUGCUUGGAGAGCUAUUUUCACACGGUGCUGUUCAGAAGGUCGCAAACACAAAGCUCUACAUGUCAUUUUGACAUGACAGACAGUGCCAUCCUUUCGGUGUCGGCCAAGUACGUGCGGGUUCUCUCUCUCUUCACGGUGCACGACGUGCGCAAGUUAGCUUCGGAGGAGCUACGACCCAUCCUGACCACUCUGGAGAAGGAAGUGGAGACACUCAGGUUGCUUGACGCCAAGGUGAUGCUCAGACACAGGAAGUCUGACAUCCUGUUUGUUCUGCACCGCCUUCUCGACCACAGCUCGGUUAAAAAGCUAGUUCUUAAACGGACUCCAGAUUUGGACGCCUUCAGAUGGAUUAUGUCCAGAUGUAAGGGCUCUGACUGGAUCGAUGAGGGUCCUGCAGCAUCCAAACGCCCUCGGCUGCAUCUGCUCAUGGAUGAGACCGUAUACAAUAAGUUCUGUGCUUCAUGUAGUGCUAACGGGAUGUGUCCUGAGGGACAGAUUCACUCAGUGGACUUAGAAGUUUAUUCAUUGACUGCAAUGUCUCGCCUCCUGCCUUCCUGGCUGGGUCUCCGCUCACUGCACCUGUCCACUACUCAACUUGUUUGUGAGAAGGAAGUGAUCGACUUGGUGGAGUCUCUCAGGAAGCUUUUCCUGAACCCACACUGUUCCCUCAAAGACCUGAGCCUUGGUAGCAUGUGUACCCGGGAUCAUUUAGCCAGCUUGCUGAUGUCUUGCCCCACACUACAGACCCUCUCACUGGAGAUCAGCCUGCCGUGGGACUGCAGCACCACACAAAGCGUCCAUUUUACACCAAACAUGCGUCUCUCUCUAGAGAAACUCACCUUGAAGGCAGUCGAGAACCAGACGACUGUAGAAUGUUUACCGGCUGUGCUUCAGCACACUCCAAAUCUCAGCAGCCUGCACAUCACAGGAAUACGCCAGGCUCCCAGCCUACUACACGCCUUGCCAAAUUCGACUCCAUCCCUGAAGGUGCUAAUAUUAGAAGACAUAAACCUGGCAGACUCUCAUGAUGAGAUUAUUUAUCUCCUAGAGAACUCCAUUUUGGAAGAGCUGUCCUUAGAAGACUGCAGGCUACUAGAGAAGUGCACAGAGAGGAAAGACUUUCUGGUUCCAUUUGUAGCAUCUGCAAAGAAACUUUCUUCCCUUCGCUCUCUGUCUCUGUCUCAGAAUCGUCUUGCUUCAAGCGUCACUGAGAUUGCAGAUCUGUUUUUAGGAGAACAUCUUGCCAACAUAAUAAAAUUGGACCUUAGCUCAAACUUCAUCCUUCCUGCUGACCUGCUGGAAUUUAGCCGAAGGAUUGAAGCGUACCAUCCCAUUCGCCGCUUCACACUAGACCUGCGCUUUAAUCCACUCAAUCGUGACCCCGAGGUGAAAGGUCAAGCCCUGCGGAUGCUCCUUCCAUUCUGUGAUGUUCUGACUGAUGAAUGGGACUUCAGAUCAGUCAUGGUGGAUCACGUUAGUGUGAUGUGAAAAGACUUUUAAUGUUAGAUGCACACAGUACUGGGUGUACAACAAAUUAAAAGCAUACAAUGAAAAUUUUAAUUUAACCUCUGAAAAAACAUGAUCUUGAGGGUAUAAGAUUUAAUUUCACUUUUAUAUAUUUAAAAUAUGUUUGGAUAAUAUUUUGGAAUAAAAACAUUGUUUCUAAAGGGUAGCAUUCCUGAGCAACAAAUUCAUUUUGGCGCUGGAGUUACGUUCACUUAUAACCAAUACCAUGUCAUGUACUGUAGGCAUUUUAAUGUGGUUUAAGACAGAAUCUAUAAAAUAUAUAUACUGUACAUUAAUUAAAACUAUGGAAUACCUGUUAGUUUAUUAUAUUUAUUAAAUAUUAUUUUGGACAUUUAUUUGAGUUUUGGGUGACUGGGUCAAAAUUAUUUAAUUAGUUACCACUGAAUCCUUCCUUUAACCAGUUAAGAUUGUGAAAUUAAAUCCCAGGGCUGCAUUUUUGGUCAUUCAAACUUGCACAUGCAAAUACACCUAACUCAUUAUGUCUUUAACAAAACACUGUGCCCUAAGAAUAACUCUAGUAAAUGCUUUUGUCAGUGUAGAGGCUGAUAAGAACAUCACUGCAAAAUGAAUAAUACGGUGUUUCUUGUAUAUAAG
Clarias gariepinus (North African catfish) is the source of this 2662-nucleotide messenger RNA. RefSeq names its product leucine rich repeat containing 41 (gene lrrc41). The transcript is spliced from 10 exons. Lineage: Eukaryota; Metazoa; Chordata; Actinopteri; Siluriformes; Clariidae. The record is from RefSeq and is a predicted model, not a curated record. The coding region runs from base 269 to 2029 and encodes 586 amino acids.